Molecule: messenger RNA, 294 nt
Organism: Puccinia triticina
Lineage: Eukaryota; Fungi; Basidiomycota; Pucciniomycetes; Pucciniales; Pucciniaceae
Exons: 1
Coding region: 1-294 (97 amino acids)
Source: RefSeq, a predicted model, not a curated record
AUGCGAGAUUGCCAGCUCUUUCCAGCUCCACCUGCCACACACCAUCCCAGCUCUUCCAGCUCUUGCCCAAGGCAAGAUAGCCAGCUCUUUCCAGCUCCACCUGCCACACACCAUCCCAGCUCUUCCAGCUCUGGCCCAAGGCAAGAUAGCCAGCUCCCCCAGCUCCACCAGCCACACACUAUCCCAGCCCUUCCAGCUCUUGCCCAAGGCAAGAUUACCAGCUCUUCCAGCUCCACCUGCCACACACCAUCCCAGAUCUUCCAGCUCUUGCCCAAGGUUUCAUCCAAGAAAUAA